Molecule: messenger RNA, 879 nt
Organism: Maudiozyma barnettii
Lineage: Eukaryota; Fungi; Ascomycota; Saccharomycetes; Saccharomycetales; Saccharomycetaceae
Exons: 1
Coding region: 1-879 (292 amino acids)
Biological process (GO): mitochondrial L-ornithine transmembrane transport
Molecular function (GO): L-ornithine transmembrane transporter activity
Source: RefSeq, a predicted model, not a curated record
AUGGCUGCAGAAUCAAGUUCACCAAUUAAUGUUCCAUCAUCACCUUUAACUGAUAUUAUGAACGGCUCUAUUGCAGGUGCAUUAGGUAAAAUAAUAGAAUAUCCAUUUGAUACUGUGAAGGUUAGACUUCAAACCCAGGGCGCUCAAAUCUUUCCAACUACAUGGUCAUGUAUCAAAUACACAUAUAAAAACGAGGGUAUAUUAAAAGGGUUCUUUCAAGGUAUCAGUUCUCCUAUAUUUGGGGCAGCUUUGGAGAAUGCUACUUUGUUUGUAGCUUACAACCAAACAUCGAAAUUGUUGGAAAGGAAUUUCUCGAAAAUUUCAGAAUUAAAUAACAUUUUAAUAUCUGGUGCUGUAGCAGGUUCAUGUGCAAGUUUUGUUCUGACUCCAGUUGAAUUAGUUAAAUGUAGAUUACAGAUUGCAAAUCUAAAUAAGAAUGUGACCAGUGGCCUUAAGAAUACCAAAAUAUCUGGUACCAUACUAUCUAUUCUAAGAGAAAGAGGUAUCCUUGGGCUAUGGCAAGGGCAAAGUAGUACUUUUAUCAGAGAAUCAUUUGGUGGUGUAGCAUGGUUUGCCACGUAUGAAAUAAUGAAGAAAACGUUGAAGGAAAGACAUGGUGAUGAAGAUAAUAAGACAUGGGAAUUGUUAUUCAGUGGUGCUAGUGCUGGUGUUGCAUUCAAUGCUAGUAUAUUCCCAGCUGACACUGUUAAGUCUGUGAUGCAAACAGAACAUAUUGGUUUAAGAAAUGCAAUUCUGAAGGUGUUCAAAACCAAAGGUAUUCCAGGGUUUUACCGUGGCCUCGGUAUCACUUUGAUAAGAGCCAUCCCUGCUAAUGCCACUGUAUUCUACACAUAUGAAACGCUGUCCAAGGCGACAUAG